This is a messenger RNA of Daktulosphaira vitifoliae (grape phylloxera), 2838 nucleotides long. RefSeq lists its product as uncharacterized. NCBI's taxonomy places the organism in Eukaryota, Metazoa, Arthropoda, Insecta, Hemiptera, Phylloxeridae. Gene Ontology annotation, biological process: DNA integration. Bases 1 to 2838 code for a protein of 945 amino acids. The transcript is spliced from 4 exons. Gene Ontology annotation, molecular function: zinc ion binding; nucleic acid binding. The record is from RefSeq and is a predicted model, not a curated record.
AUGAAUGAUACGAAACCAACAGUGAGUUUCAAUGAAGUUAUUGGUACUCCGGGUAUAUUUGAACAGGGAAUGGAUGUUACCAUUUUCGAGUCAAAAUUGACAAAUUUCUUUUUGGCGAUUGGAAUCGAAAAUGAAGUAAAAAAGAAAGCCAUAUUGCUAUCGUCUGUCAGUGAAGAAAUUCAUAAAAUUUUAUAUAGCUUAUGUGUACCUAGCACACCAGACACUCAAACAUACAGCACAUUGUUAAAGCUCCUAAAACAAUAUUACAAGCCGGUUAAAUCAUACUUCGCAGCUAGACAUACAUUUUACCUGGCAAAACAACGUACUGAUGAAACGGUGGCAGAAUGGGGCGCUCGUGUCAAAAAUCUUGGAUCGAAGUGCAAAUUCUCGUCAGAAUUAACCACUGUUAUACGAAAUAUAUUCGUUGUAGGAAUGAGUCCCGGAAAAAUACAAGACCGACUAAUAGAAGAAGACGCAUCUGAUCUAAAAUCCACGUAUGCGAAUCUAAUGGACAUUGCGACUAUUAAGGAAGCUACCAUAAGGGAAAAAAAUACUUGGAAACAAAAUGAAUCGGAACUUAACUAUCAAAAGCAACUUCACCCAAAUAAACAAGUCAAUCGUCAACCAUCGGAUAAACUAAAGUGUGGAGUAUGUGGCCGCUCAAACCAUUUACAAAGAAACUGUCGAUACAAGGAUUACAGCUGCAAAAUAUGCAAUUCAAAAGGUCAUUUGGCCCCUAUUUGCAAAAAUGGUAAGAGUUUUAAGCAAAACUAUGAUAACCGUUCAUACACUAAAUUUUUAACUGAAAAUUUUAAUGAAACAGUAGACGAUCAGGCAGUUGCAUACAACUUGUCUGAUACAUUUUUUAAUUUGAUAGAAACUAAUUCUCAAAAUAGAAUCAAACCAUUUACAACUAAUUUAUUAAUAGAGAAUGUAGAUGUUAAGUUUGAAAUAGACACAGGAUCUUUACAUAGUGUAAUUUCAAAUAAAAUGUAUUCUGCUCUUUUCAGUAAUAUCACAAUGUUAAACAAUGACAUUUCCCUCUCUGAUUAUGUUGGAAACAACAUAAAUCCAAUAGGUAAAAUAGAACCAAGAUCAAUUCCUCUAGCUCUUAAAAAUAAAGUAGAAACGGAAAUCGAUCGUUUAGUUAAAAACAAAAUACUUGUUCCGCUUAAUUAUAGUGAAUGGGCCACACCAAUAGUUCCAAUACUAAAAUUCGACGGUACAGUUAGAAUCUGUGGUGAUUUUAAAAUUACGAUCAAUCCUGUGUUAAAAGGUACAGAAUAUCCCCUGCGCAAAAUUGAACACUUAUAUGCAAAUAUAAGUGGCUCCAAAUAUUUUUCGAAAAUAGAUCUCAAAGACGGUUACCAACAAAUGGUUAUCAAAGAAUCGGAUCGCAAGCCCACAUUAGCACAUUUUGAUCAAAAAUUACCACUUAAACUAAUAGUUGACUCUUCUUCGUAUGCACUAGGUGCAGUUUUAUCACAUGUGUACCCUGAUAAUUCUGAAAAACCAGUAGCUUUUGCUUCACGAAUACUAUCUGAUGCCGAGUGUAAGUUUCCACAAAUAGAAAAAGAAGGACUAGCUAUAAUAUUUGACUGGUCCAAAAUUAAAAUUGAAAUAAAUAGAGAUCAAAUUACGUCUAGAGUCCUACAUGCGACAAAAACAGGUGAAUGGAGUGACGAUUUUACACUUAACAACGAUUUAAAACCGUAUGUCACACCCAAAAAUGAAAUAACUUUGGAACAAGGGUGUUUAUUGUGGGGUUAUCGUGUUAUAAUUCCGCAAAAAUUUCAUAAAAAUAUCCUAGCGGAAUUACACUCGUGUCACAUAGGUAUGACCAGUAUGAAAGGCUUAGCACGAUCAUAUUUUUGGUGGCCAACAAUUGACAAGGACAUUGAAAAUAUGGUUCGUGAUUGUUAUGAAUGUACAAACGUUAGGCCAAAUCCACCGAAAUCAACAAUUACUCAGUGGAGAUGGCCACAAAGGCCAAGGACUAGGGUGCAUUGUGAUUAUUUAGGGCCGCACAGAAAUAAAUUUAUUUUGAUAUUCGUAGACGCAACUUCAAAAUGGUUAGAGGCAUUUUCGGUUAACUCCAUGACUGCGCAAACUGUUAUUACGAAAUUUUCAGAGCUGUUCGCUCGUUUUGGAAUUCUGCGUACAAUAACAACUGACGGUGCAAAAUGUUUCAGUGGCAUUGAAUUCGAAAACUACUGUAAAAAAUUAGGUAUUAGACAUUUAAUGGGAGCACCAUUUCAUCCUGCGUCAAAUGGUUGCGCUGAAUCAGGUGUCAAAAUCGUUAAACAAUUCUUAAAAAAAUGCUCGUUCUCUUUAAACCAGUUAAACAAAUUUUUGCUGAUGCAUAGAAACACACCGCAAACAACAACACACGAGACGCCAGCUAAGUUAAUGUUAGGGCAUUCUACUAGAACAAUAUUUGAUUUGCUAAUACCCGGCACUAAUGAAGUAGUAGUAGACAGUCAAAUUUCUCAAAUAAAAUAUGGGGAGAAUAGAAACAUAAACGUAAAAGAGGGUGAUUGUGUACUAGUAAAAGAUUAUAGAAACACAGGAGAAAACUGGCAAAAAGCUACUGUCACUGAAAACAUAAGUGACAAAACACACAAAGUUACAUUAGAUCAAGGUCCCACGUGGACAAGCCACGACGACCAAAUUUGGCCAUUAAACAAAACAAGCGGUUCGUUAUCCUCCGUAGGUGAAAAUACUGACAUAGAUAACAAUGACCACACAGAAUCAACCGUACCGCUCUGCAAUAAAUCUCCCCGACCUGUUAGAAUUAAAAAACCUAUUCAGCGUUUCUCUCCAUCCGACUACAAAUGA